This is a messenger RNA of Notechis scutatus (mainland tiger snake), 790 nucleotides long. The record is from RefSeq and is a predicted model, not a curated record. NCBI's taxonomy places the organism in Eukaryota, Metazoa, Chordata, Lepidosauria, Squamata, Elapidae.
AAUAUUAUGUCUUAAUUCUGAAUUUGGAAGGGUACAAUCGGCUGUGAAAGCAAUGGAUGAGCCAAGAGCUGCUGAGACAGAUCGGGAACCAGGAGGAACAGAAAAAAACACCAGUGGAGUUUAUCGCCAGCAUAAGACGGAGCGCCUGGGAUGGGGAGCGCCCCAACAUGGCCGAAGGGAGACCCGUCACGGGAUGCAGGGGCGCUGGGAAGCCCAGCUCCAGCAGUUCCUGAAGUCUCUGCAGCCCAUUUUAGCAGGACAGGGAAGCUCUGGGAUGUCGGAGGCUUCCCCCUGGGAGGACACCAAGGAGUUUCUGGCCUCCUUUGAGCAAGUGGCCAAAGCUUGCCGAUGGCCUCGGGACCAGUGGGCGACCCAUCUCCUGCCAGCCCUGAGCGGAGAAGCGGAAGAGGCCUUCCGAGGCCUGGAAGCCAGAGAGCAGGAGAACUAUGAGAAGGUGAAGGCCGCCAUCUUACGGGUGGAAGCCCUGAGAACGGAGAGGCAGCGGCAGCAUUUUCGGCAGUUCUGCUGCCAAGUGGUAGAGGAUCCCCGGAGGAUCCACAGCCAACUCCGGGAGCUUUGCCGCCAGUGGCUGAAGCCGGAGAGACGCACCAAGGAGCAGAUCCUGGAGCUGCUGAUCCUGGAGCAGUUCCUGGCCAGCCUCCCACCGGAGCUCCGGAGUUGGAUCCAAGCCAGGAGGCCGGAGUCCUGUUCCCAGGCGGUGGCCCUGGUGGAGGACUUCCUGAUGAGUCAACAGGAGGCCAAGACCAGGAUAUCUCAGGUGGGUUUUACU